AUGGAGACGCUCGUGGCGCGGGGCGCGCUGCGGGCGCUCUGCGUGCUGGGCUGCCUGGUGGGCCCCCUCGCCGCCGCGCCCUCGCCCAUCAUCAAGUUCCCGGGGGAUGUCGCCCCCAAGUCGGACAAAGAGAUGGCCGUGCAAUACCUGAACAGCUACUACGGCUGCCCCAAGGACAAGUGCAACCUGAUCGGGCUGAAGGACUCGCUGAAGAAGAUGCAGAAGUUCUUCGGGCUGCCCGAGACGGGGAACCUCGACAAGCGCACCCUCGCCACCAUGAAGAAGCCUCGCUGCGGCAACCCCGACGUGGCCAACUACAACUUCUUCCCCCGCAAGCCCAAGUGGGAGAAGAACGAGGUCACGUACAGGAUCAUCGGCUACACGCCUGACCUUGACCCCGAGACGGUGGAUGAUGCCUUCGCCCGUGCCUUCCAAGUCUGGAGUAACGUGACGCCCCUCCGCUUUUCCCGUAUCCACGAUGGAGACGCCGACAUCAUGAUCAACUUCGGCCGCUGGGAGCACGGAGAUGGAUACCCCUUCGAUGGCAAGGACGGGCUCCUGGCUCACGCCUUCGCCCCGGGGCCCGGGGUCGGAGGAGACUCCCACUUUGACGACGAUGAGCUGUGGAGCCUCGGAGAAGGACAAGUGGUCCGAGCAAAGUACGGGACCGCCAACGGGGAGUACUGCAAGUUCCCCUUCCUGUUCAACGGCAAGGAGUACAACAGCUGCACCGACGCAGGCCGCACGGACGGCUUCCUCUGGUGCUCCACCACCUACAACUUCGACAAGGACAACAAAUACGGCUUCUGCCCCCACGAAUCCCUGUUCACCAUGGGCGGCAACGGCGACGGCAAGCCCUGCACGUUCCCGUUCAGCUUCCAGGGCAACAGCUACAACAGCUGCACCACCGAGGGCCGCAGCGACGGCUACCGCUGGUGCAGCACCACCGAGGACUACGACCGUGACAAGAAGUACGGCUUCUGCCCGGAGACCGCUCUGUCCACCGUCGGCGGGAACGGGAACGGUGCCCCCUGCGUCUUCCCCUUCACCUUCCUGGGCAAGAAGUACGAGCGCUGCACCACCGACGGCCGCAGCGACGGCAAGGCCUGGUGCUCCACCACCGACAGCUUCGACGACGACCGAACCUGGGGCUUCUGUCCCGACCAAGGGUACAGCCUCUUCCUGGUGGCAGCUCACGAGUUCGGCCACGCGAUGGGGCUGGAGCACUCGCAGGACCCCGGAGCCCUGAUGGCACCCAUCUACACCUACACCAAGAACCUCCGCCUGUCCAAUGACGACAUCAAGGGCAUCCAAGAGCUUUACGGGCCCAACCCGGACACUGACACCGGCCCCGGCCCCUCCCCCACGCUGGGGCCCGUCACUCCCGAGAUCUGCACCCAAGACAUUGUCUUCGACGGCAUUGCUCAGAUCCGCGGGGAGAUCUUCUUCUUCAAGGACCGGUUCAUCUGGCGGACAGUGAGGUUGGGCGAGAAGCCCACGGGGCCCCUGCUGGUGGCCACGUUCUGGCCUGAGCUUCCGGAGAAGAUCGACGCCGUGUACGAGGCCCCUCAGGAGGAGAAGGCCGUGUUUUUCGCAGGCGAUGAGUACUGGGUCUACUCGGCCAGCACCCUGGAGCCCGGGUACCCCAAGCCGCUGACCAGCCUGGGGCUGCCCCCCAGCGUGAAGCGAGUGGACGCCGCCUUCAACUGGAGCAAGAACAAGAAGACGUACAUCUUUGCGGGGAAGAAGUUCUGGAGAUACAACGAGGUGAAGAAGAAGAUGGAUCCCGACUUCCCCAAGCUCAUCGAGGACGCCUGGACCGCGGUCCUGGAUGACCUGGAUGCUGCGGUGGACCUGCAGGCCGGGGGUUACAGCUACUUCUUCAAGGGCAAGUACUACCAGAUGCUGGAGAAUCACAGCCUGAGGAACGUGAAGCUUGGGAGCAUCAAGAACGACUGGCUGGGCUGCUGA
Pipistrellus nathusii (Nathusius's pipistrelle) is the source of this 1971-nucleotide messenger RNA. The record is from the annotation of a GenBank genome assembly. Lineage: Eukaryota; Metazoa; Chordata; Mammalia; Chiroptera; Vespertilionidae.